Messenger RNA from Periconia digitata, 1260 nucleotides. Lineage: Eukaryota; Fungi; Ascomycota; Dothideomycetes; Pleosporales; Periconiaceae. The record is from the annotation of a GenBank genome assembly.
AUUCGCAGACUUUUCAAAAUCCUGCAAUAUACCGUGAUAGUGACAAGACAAAUAGACAUAAUGACAGUUGACGGGACACAGAGACUGCAUUGGACACAACGCGUGGCGCUUGUCAGGCACAAUCUCCAUUCAGCUCGAAGGACUAUGGACUUCACAUUCUUCAAAACCCUGCAAGCCCAUGCUCUUAUAGACGGAACCGACCACGUAGCGAUCCUUUACACGGUCCUGGGGAAUGACGCGGACUCAGUCCUCUCUACACUGGACAACCUCAACGCUGGCAUCGCAUACGUCCACCAAGAUGCGUUCAAAGCAGUCUACGACAGCGCCAAAUCGACCAUGUACAAACCCGACACCACCGACUCCAGCAGGCGGUCCCUCAUCCGCGUCGACGUCUCGCAACAACGUGACCUGGCCGACCACGCCAUCGACAAGACCGCAAACUCAGCCAUCCAGCUCAUCCAAGCCCAACCCCCGCAGUGUCAAGACGCCGUCGCCAACGCCUGGAUCACGGGGACCACCAUCAUCGCCGACUCCAUCUCCGUCUGCCUAACCCAAAUGGAAUCCAUGGAAGACAACCUCGACGACUUCAUCCGCCUCGAAUACGCCUGGUCCAGCAUCCAGACCUCCGUCGACGCCGCCGUCUCCGCCCUCCGCGGCAUUUUCAGCCUCAUGGAACGCCCAAACAACACCCCCGCCGCCCUCUCCCCUCCCUCCCGCAACCUCAGCGUCUCCUCCGCAACGGGCUCAGACGGCCCCAGCAGCUUCCGCAGCAGGAACUCGUCCACCGCCUCCGCCUUCAGCCUCAUCAAACGCGCCUUCACCCACAACAACAAUAUGAUGCCACCCCCUGGACCCAAAUCCGGCCGCGCUGGCUCCCUCCCUCUCCCGGAUGUUAAUUCUCGCGGGUUGAGAGCUAGCAUGAGCGUCGCGUGUCCGACGCGCAUCUCAAACUACCCAGAGCAUUUCCCUACUCUACUAACUACCAUCCCGCCGACGCCUAGCGUCCACGAUUCUUCCAUCGCAGAUGCGGGUAUGAGCCCGUUCAAGGAAAAUGGAGAUUACUUUGCUUUCGACCUGGGCAAGGACGGGAAGGCUGCUGGGGAUCAGACGGCGUCGACGAACGAUGCCAUGCAGUUGGAAGAGAGUCUGGAUCCUUUGUGCACGCCUUCGGAUGCGGAGCUGCUCAAGUUACCUGUGCCGCUUACCUUGAGGCGGCUCUCGAAUGCUUUUGGGAAUACUUCGGCGCCGAUUACCGUGUAG